GUCACCCCGCAAGGCGCGCAGCAAGCAACAGCGAAUCCACGUAAUCAACUUCGACGCCACCGGGUGCCACGGCCGCGGCCACGCGCUAUCGUGCAUUGAAUAAGCCGACUUUCCUGAGGCGGAUGUCGUCACAGGUCCCCCUGAACACGGCCAGGGACGCACACUGACCCCCUCCCCCCUGUCUUCCACACCUUCCCUCCACCUGUCGAUGUCUGUACGCUCUCACAGCCACAGUUGUUCCGCGGUGCUAACACGGAGUCAACAAGUACGUGACCACCUUAUUCGGCCAGGACGAGUCUGAAAUUCGAAGAUGGGCAAAUAAGAUCCUUGCCAAGCCCAUUCCUAACGAGGGAAACCUCCAGAAUCGGAGCAACACGUAAAUCAUUCCACAGAUUGGCUGUACAAGACUGACAGCCAUUUGGUGGCAACAUGACACUGAUUCGAAAAAUUCGCGCAACUGUUUGGAAAAAUCCUGCACAAUCCAUCUCCUCUUCCCCCGUCCUGUUGACCCAAGCCUCAAGUGCAUGGACAGGUGUGUCUAACCGCAGAACUAUCUUUUGCGGUAAAGUCUUGUACAGACUCGGACAUCGCCACCCGCACAGUAUUCAUCUGCCCUUCACCGAGAGGACUCUUACCGUGAACACCUGCAAGGACCUUUAUAACGAAUGGCGAGGCAAACCCGGCUACUGGGAAGCCCCUACGAAAGGAUUGAAUGUUCCGCUAAAGUUCGUGUACACCACCCAGGAUCGCAAAGAGAAUGGAGACAGUUCAAAGAGGCCCCUGAUUAUGUUCAUGACUGGAGCUCCGGGGACGUACAAGGACUACUCCUACUCCUUACCUUUCUUUGAGCAGAAUGGUGUUGACAGCCUCGCUUUUACUUGGCCAGACACGGCAUUCAGCCGAAAGACCAACUGCUGGUGGCAUAGCAAGCAAGAGAAAACGCAGCUCGUCUUCGACUUCUUAAAGGCCCUCAAAAUCACAGAACUGGACACGCUGGUGGCUCACAGCAGCGCAUGCUACGUGGCGUUGAACUUGUUCACGUCACACUUCAAGACAAGGUCCCUGGCACUUCUGAAUCCUCCUCCUGUCAAGACACCACGUUGUGUGCUACCCAAAUUUGUUAUAUUCGGCUGCGGACGGCUUUUCCAACAUAAGGACAAGCGAGACCUGGCAUCGUUUCUGCUGAGGACCUCUCUCACUAUGAUGUUGCACCCAGUAAAGAAGGACAUGGACAACGUCUUUCAGAGCGUCCUUGCCAUGAUGUAUGGAGACUCUCCAGAGUAUCGCAAAGACCUGGACACGUUGGUUCAAAUGCGGCUUCCGGCACUCGUGACUAUUAGCGACGACGACAAACUCUUCGAAAUUGGGAAAUCUCUGCGUACACUUAAAGACAUGGGAAGGAAGCCAGAAACCUUCUGGUAUUACGACAAGAACGAAGGAAUCAUUCAAGAAGGCGUGGACGAUUACAUGGAGGUUAUCCGGUUCCAGGGCGGAUCGCACUACACAUUUAGCCGUCAUUCGGACAUUGUGAACGAAGCCAUAUUAGGGAUUCUCCAGAAAGCAUUGGAAAAACAAAAGAAGAUAUUUUGAAGAAUACGUGGUCUCGACAUUAAAAUCUUGCCAGCACGA
This is a messenger RNA of Ornithodoros turicata, 1629 nucleotides long. RefSeq lists its product as uncharacterized. NCBI's taxonomy places the organism in Eukaryota, Metazoa, Arthropoda, Arachnida, Ixodida, Argasidae. The coding region runs from base 430 to 1590 and encodes 386 amino acids. The record is from RefSeq and is a predicted model, not a curated record. The transcript has 10 exons.